AAUCUCUCCCCCCCCCCCACUCUCUCUCUCUCUUCAUCGCAUCCUCGAACAACGCGCACUCCCUCUCUCUCUAUCUGUUGGAUUUAGCAUCCAUGCAAGAAACAAUCAGUUACCGGACCUCCAUCUCAUCCGCCGUGCAACUGAACGGAUCUGGAAUCGAAAAACCGGUAUUGGAGAAUGCGAUUAUAGUGUUUGCGAGGCAGGGAUGCUGCAUGUGCCACGUAAUCAAGCGGUUGUUGCUGAGUCACGGAGUCAAUCCUCCGGUUUUUGAGGUAGAGGAGAAGGAAGAAGCUGACGUGGUGGAUCAAUUGUUGAAGAUGAAUAAUGGCGCGACUGGUGGGGACAAAGGAGGAGGAGUUGUGUUGGAGAAUCUUCCGGCGGUUGUAGUGGGUGGGAAGUUGUUUGGUGGACUAGAAAGAGUCAUGGGUGCUCAUAUUACUGGUGAAUUAGUGCCAAUCUUGAAGGAUGCUGGUGCUCUCUGGCUAUGAUUGACUGGUUUUUAUUAAAAACAAAUAAUCCAUAAAUUUGCUCUGUUUUCUGUGUAAAUGUUCAAUACUUUCAAUAAUGUUGAGAGGGAUUGAUGUGAAUUUUGAAUUUGCUUUACACUUGUUUUGUCUGUUCGGAUUUCAAAAGUGGAGGAUUUCAAUUGUAGCUUAGAUGAUCAUACACCAUUUUCCUUCUUCU
This is a messenger RNA of Tripterygium wilfordii, 684 nucleotides long. Its product is annotated as glutaredoxin-C9-like. The coding region runs from base 93 to 488 and encodes 131 amino acids. The transcript has a single exon. The record is from RefSeq and is a predicted model, not a curated record. NCBI's taxonomy places the organism in Eukaryota, Viridiplantae, Streptophyta, Magnoliopsida, Celastrales, Celastraceae.